AUGGCUGCCGACCCAUCGUACCCCCUAUACCCCAUCGUCUCCAUCAUCGCGGGGGUCCUACUGCUUCUCCUCAUCCUUACCAGUCUCGUCCGCCAAAACUGGAAUCUCGGAGUCGCCUUCCUAUGUUUCUGGCUCCUGAUUGAGAACGUCACUGCGGGCGCGAACGCGAUCAUCUGGGCCGACAACGCGGACAUCAAGCACGUCGUGUACUGUGAUAUUGUCUCGCAUAUCGAAUUGCUCACUUUUGUAGUCAAACCUAUGGCCACGCUCAUCAUCACACGUCGAGUUUAUCUGAUCACCGAGAUGCAGUCCUUCGAGCAGACAGGGAAAUAUCUGAGGUACAAGGACCGCCUGAUCGAAUGGACCCUCGGUUUGUUCAUACCCGUCCUAGUCGCAGGGCCUAUCUACUUUGUCUUCCAGAUAUCCCGAUUUGCGGUGCAAGAAGGCUUUGGAUGUCAGAACGCGACGGACGACUCGAUACUCGGCACGCUGAUCUUCAACUUGUGCAACGUUAUUCCUCCGAUGAUCUCAAUCCUCGUGUACUAUCCCAGAAUAUGCCUGCUCUUCUAUCGGCAGAACCGCGACGUCAACCACUUUCUGCAGAGCAACGACUCAGUAUCGCGAACAAACUACAUGCGCAUCAUCGCCAUCGCCAGCGUCGACAUACUCCUCACACUCCCCGUGGGUAUCGCCACGAUCGUCCUGGACGUCCAGCAUGGGAUCGCAUACUACGACAGUAUGCCGUUCUUCCCGGACUGGACCUACAAUCACACCGACUGGGAGCCGGAGAGCAAUUCAUAUGCUGAUUUGGUUGGUGCAGGCACAUCUGUCAUCGCACAGGUCUACUUGUCAAAAUGGACCUCACCUGUUCUUGCACUCGUACUGUUUGGUCUCUUCGGGCUUACUCGUGAAGCCCGAGCAUCCUAUUGGCGUCUUACUGUUACCAUCGGCAGUCGGAUCGGCUUGGAGAUCCCCUCAAUGCAUACGGGUGGGACGCGUUCAAACCUAGGCGAGAUCGAAUUCGGCGAGCGCCCCCGAGACGCGUCAGUUGGUACGGUGAUCGGCCCGGGACCCCGUCUGUACCACGAAGAACCAGACGCGUGCGGGAGGGAGAAUGAUAGCGGGAGCAUUACCGAAGUUGAAUGCGCGAAGACGGAAUUGAAGAGUAUGUCGGACGUGGAGGGGGGAACAGUCGAAGCACUUGGUGCUCUCGAGGUCGCAGAUGACCAGGAGAAAGCUAGCUGCGUGUAG
Messenger RNA from Peniophora sp. CBMAI 1063, 1251 nucleotides. The record is from the annotation of a GenBank genome assembly. NCBI's taxonomy places the organism in Eukaryota, Fungi, Basidiomycota, Agaricomycetes, Russulales, Peniophoraceae.